Molecule: messenger RNA, 2270 nt
Organism: Hippoglossus stenolepis (Pacific halibut)
Lineage: Eukaryota; Metazoa; Chordata; Actinopteri; Pleuronectiformes; Pleuronectidae
Gene: tmem185a
Product: transmembrane protein 185
Exons: 7
Coding region: 188-1246 (352 amino acids)
Source: RefSeq, a predicted model, not a curated record
UCUUCCGGCGGGAUCACGUGACUUCCGAGGAGACGCCGAGCACGGAGUUAGCCUGCUAGCCAGUUAGCUAGCACCGGGCACCGAGCCCGUAAUGGAAGCGAGGCAGAAGAGGCCGAACCACCGCCGCCCGUGCGAUGUGUAGCCUGCGGGUCCGACGGGGAAUCAACUAGCCAGCCGCGGUCACACCAUGAAUCUGAGGGGGCUGUUUCAGGACUUCAAUCCCAGUAAGUUCCUGAUUUACUCCUGCCUGCUGCUGUUCUCCGUGUUGCUGUCCCUGCGGCUGGAUGGAGUCAUCCAGUGGAGCUACUGGGCUGUGUUCACCCCGAUAUGGCUGUGGAAGCUGCUGGUCAUCUUCGGGGCCUCUGUGGGCACAGGCGUCUGGGCCCACAACCCUCAGUACAGAGCUGAAGGGGAGACGUGCGUGGAGUUUAAAGCCAUGCUGAUCGCAGUGGGGCUCCACGUCCUGUUGCUGAUGUUCGAGGUGCUGGUGUGCGACCGCGUGGCCCGAGGAUUUUACUUCUGGCUCAUCGUCUUCAUGCCGCUCUUCCUCGUGUCUCCCGUUUCUGUAGCAGCCUGCGUCUGGGGCUUCAGACACGACCGCUCUCUCGAGCUGGAGGUGUUGUGUUCAGUGAAUAUUCUCCAGUUCAUCUUCAUCGCUCUGAAGCUGGACAAGAUCAUCAACUGGCCGUGGCUGGUGGUGUGCGUCCCGCUCUGGAUCCUGAUGUCCUUCCUGUGCCUUGUCGUCCUCUACUACAUCAUCUGGUCUGUCCUCUUCCUCCGCUCCAUCGACAUCAUCGCCGAGCAACGGCGAACGCACAUCACCAUGGCGAUCAGCUGGAUGACCAUUGUCGUGCCGCUUCUCACCUUCGAGAUCCUCCUGGUGCACAAGCUGGACGGCCACAACAGCCUGAGCUAUGUGUGUGUGUUCGUGCCUCUGUGGCUCUCGCUGCUCACGCUCAUGGCCACCACCUUCGGCCAGAAGGGAGGGAACCACUGGUGGUUUGGCAUCCGCAAGGACUUCUGCCACUUCCUGUUGGAGCUCCUCCCCUUCCUGCGGGAGUACGGCAAUGUGUCCUUUGACCUCCAGCGCAGUGACGACCCCGAGGCGGCAGAGGACCUGCCCGUCCCCGAGCCGCCGCCGAAGAUUGCCCCCAUGUUCCACAAGAAGACCGGCGUGGUGAUCACGCAGAGCCCCGGGAAAUACUUUGUCCCGCCUCCUAAACUCUGCAUCGACAUGCCCGACUAACCAGCGACUGCUGGACUUCAUGUGUUUAACUCAUGAAGCCAAAACAGCCGAGGACAACGCAUUUGGUUUUAUCCACAGUCCUGAAGUAUUCUGUCUCCUCGCUGGAAAGGGUUCUGAUUAUUACUGGAUCCUGUUCUUUUCUUUAUUUUUUUUAAACAAGACGCCCCCUGUUGAACUCUGUCGAGGACGGAAUCACAGAAUCAAACUGUUUCUUCUUCCCGUGUUGUGUGGGAACUGACCACAGAAACAUCUCGCACUCUGAGUGACUGACGUGAGGAGGAAGUGAAUAUUUGACUCGAUGUGUCGGAGUCAACGAUGACGCUCGUCGUGCUUUAUGAUUGGGACCAGUUGAGAGAGAGAGAGAGAGAAAGUGACUCUGGUUUGAAAUUGGGAUCAGUUUUACCCCUGUUGCUCCUGUUUUUACUGUAGGUGGAGAAAAUGCUCCGAUUCUUUUUCAUGUCCGUCUUCGUCCUGCACUCGCAUGUCCCCACGUACAUUAAGAGAGGUGGUGUUCUUCCUUUUUACAGAGAAGGUGGAUUGAUAAUCCUUCCAGUGGAAAAGAUGGAGGAUGAUUUUUGUUCAGUGUGAAAUGCAAAUUUAAAAAAAAGAAGCUGAUAAUUCGCUCUAACAUCGGCUAAAAUAUCCCGAAUAUCAGCGCUGCCAUGGUGUUGACAUCAUUUAGAGACCGUUUUAUAUCAUCAAUUAACAAAUUAAAACAUGUAUACUGCAGCCAGCCACUAGGGGGCAAUCAGAUGGAUGUACUGUUCAACGAAGAAGGGAUUACAUCACGACCGAUGACUCCUUAAAUAUACGCGACAUUAACGUGUUGUUUUAAGACGGACCUGAAAAAGUCGGAUUCUUUCCUUUUAAAAGACAAACAAUGGAAAUGGCACUUUGUUAAUCUGUUCAGUUUUUGUAUUCCUGUUUUUGUUGCGUAGGACAGAGGUUGUCAGGUUAGGGACCAGAGCAGAGGAGGCGUGGCCGAGUGUAAAUAAACACACAACCAAUAUUGUCAAACACCCAA